Molecule: messenger RNA, 1212 nt
Organism: Anopheles coustani
Lineage: Eukaryota; Metazoa; Arthropoda; Insecta; Diptera; Culicidae
Gene: CIA30
Product: complex I intermediate-associated protein 30, mitochondrial
Exons: 2
Coding region: 94-1104 (336 amino acids)
Biological process (GO): mitochondrial electron transport, NADH to ubiquinone; mitochondrial respiratory chain complex I assembly
Cellular component (GO): mitochondrion
Source: RefSeq, a predicted model, not a curated record
GCUGGACUAGUCCAGCUGUUAGCAUGUUUAGUGUGAUUAUAGCAGUUGAAAUAAUUUGAUAAAAGUUGGCAGUAAAGUACACAAAUAGUAACCAUGAUGCGUUCGUGCCAGCUUCAUCGUCAGCUCUGCUUUUUCGGCCGGGCCACUACGAUCCCCAGCAGAUGUGGGACGUUGGUGAGACAAAUGCAUACACUGCAGCAUCGGUCCGCUCCAAAUAUUUACCGACACGCCGAGGAAGAUAGGCUCCUGCUGCGCCAGCUCAACUCCACCGACCUAAUCCGACCGACCGUGCUGGCUAGCGGACUGUUCUGGGAGCGGCACCGAAAGGGUGGUUAUCAAACCGGCCAGCGCCUGUCCGUCAAGGAGCACAUUGUUAACGGGCUGAAAGAGCUGAAGACCGAGCUGGCCCUGUUUCAUCAGGAGUGGAAGGAACGGAUCGAGAGUGACCCGCUAGUCGUGUUUCGGCCGGGCGAAAUUGACAUGGUGUUCGGUUUCGAGACCGAUAAGGAUCUCGACCGCUGGGUAGUAACGACGGAUCGCGACCACAACGAGGGCUACUCGACGGCAUCGCUAGAGCGUAGUCCAGCUGGACACGGCCUGUUUCAUGGUACGCUCGAGUCACGCGUUCCCAAGGACGGCCGUAUCAAGCGUGCCGGUUACGCCAACAUUAAAAGUCUCCGGGUGCGGAAGUCAUUCAAACGGGAUGCGUUCUACGACUGGAGCCAGUACAACACGCUCGUGCUGAAGGUACGCGGCGAUGGCAGAUCGUAUCUGAUCAAUCUAGCCGCGGAGGGCUAUUACGACAUCCUCUGGAACGAUAUCUACCACUACGUGCUGUACACACGCGGCGGUCCGCACUGGCAGAUUGCAAAGAUACCGUUCUCGAAAUUUUUCCUCGCCUCGAAGGGGCGUGUCCAGGAUCAGCAAGGCCCGGUCCCGCUCAACCGGAUCACCAACGUCGGCUUCUCCGUUGGAUCACGUGGUGGCCACGAGGGUAGCUUUCGGCUCGAGUUCGACUACAUCGGUCUCGAGUUUGACCCAUCGCACCAGGAAGAAUUUGCCUACGAAAUGUACCGCCAACCGAAGUACAUUGUGGCUACGUAGGCCAGCGUGCUUAGACCACGACCUGUUUCGUAACUAGUGAAUGGAUCCACCUAACCCCGUUCCAUUCUCUCAUUUCCUCACCGUAACGUGUAAAUAAAGCUAGAACUU